Molecule: messenger RNA, 3872 nt
Organism: Rattus norvegicus (Norway rat)
Lineage: Eukaryota; Metazoa; Chordata; Mammalia; Rodentia; Muridae
Source: RefSeq, a predicted model, not a curated record
CUGGGUGAUAUAGGACAUCUGAAACUUGAUGCACUGCCGCUGAGGAACUGAUGCCCCUUGACUGAGGCAUGUGCAAAGAGGCUCAGGAAAUACUUCCAAGAACGGAGUGGAGAAAGCACAAUCCUGGCAGAGCAAGCAAUCUGUAAAGGUGUUGGGGACACGGCCCAGCAUGGCUGUCCCGCUGAGAGUGGCAGACCGUGGAGCAAGUGGAACAGUGUCGAGAGACAAAAACUAGGAAGGUUGAGCAGAUCCCGAAACCCUGGUAAUUCUCAUAUCUGAGAAUGGCGGGCAUUUCCUCUACUCCUGAAUCAGUUCUCAUCCUGGAUCACAUGACCAGACACCCCACAUGAGGACCAUGGCAGCUAGUCUCAUAGCAUAGAGCCCGGAGUUCUUCAACCCAAUGAGGCAGAAGUCAUCCCUUCCCCACCAAAGCAAAGAAAUCAAAUCCCGAUGGAACCCUCCUAAAUCAGCAGAAGAACCAAGAAUUGCACCGCCCCACCCCUGCCUCCUCCUGGAAGAGGAAAGACUGAAGGGAGGUGAGGGUGAGGAUGUGCCUUGCUUCAUGAGCAGGCAUCCUAGGGAAGUCAACAGCCAAGGAUGCGAACUGUGCAGUUAACCAUCUGGGGGGGGGGGUGUUUUUGCUUUCUCUCCACUGCACCCCAGGUUCUCCCCGCUGUCUCUUCCGUCCCAUGGUACUGAGCAGGAUGCUUUUCUAUCCCACACUUUCCAAUUCUUUCCGUAGGUCCUAGUCUGCACUUCAACUCCUUUUUCUCUCCUUCCCCUCUACCCGGCUGGGUCCCCUUUUCUCUGCUUCUUCCAGGAAGCUCCUCGCGUUCCUGCCCUCUUAACCCAGACUUCUAUGACAAAAUCCGAUGCACCGAGGCAGCAGGUGGAUGCCUGGAGAGAGGCUGGGGAGUUUCCUGGUAGGACCCAGCGCCAAUGGUGGGCGGGGACAGCGGGCGGGCGCGGCCAGCCUCGGGGCGGUCCCAAGUUGGGCUCCCGGGUCUUCGCCCCCCAGUGGCUGCAGCCCAGGUGCUGCGGGACACAAGGAUGUACGGCUGGCCGCUGCUAGUGCUGUGUGCGCUGCUCCCCGCGACGGCUGCGGGGAGCUCCGGCCGCUCGUACCCGCACCGCGUGGUUCUCGACCCCGAAGGCAAGUACUGGCUGCUCUGGGGCCGGCAGGGCGAGAGGCUUGCCUUCCGCCUGGAGGUGCGCACUAACGGCUACGUGGGCUUCGGCUUCUCGCCCACGGGGACCAUGGCGGCAGCAGACAUCGUGGUGGGCGGCGUGGCCCACGGGCGACCCUACCUCCAGGACUAUUUCACAAAUGCAGACAAGGAGUUGGAAAAAGAUGCCCAGCAAGAUUACCACUUAGAUUAUGCCAUGGAGAACAGUACUCACACAGUGAUUGAGUUUAGCAGAGACCUGCACACGUGUGAUGCCAAUGACAAGAGUCUCACGGAUAGCACAGUGAGAGUUAUCUGGGCCUACCACCAUGAAGAUCCUGGAGAAUCUGGUCCCAAGUACCAUGACUCAAAUAGGGGCACGAAGAGUCUGCGGUUACUGAAUCCCGAGAAAGCCAGUGUGUUGUCUACAGUCUUACCAUACUUUGAUCUGGUAAAUCAAAACGUCCCCAUUCCAAACAAAGGCACGACAUACUGGUGCCAAAUGUUUAAGAUCCCUAUAUUCCAAGAAAAGCAUCAUGUGAUAAAGGUGGAGCCAAUAAUAGAGAGAGGCCACGAGAGCCUGGUCCAUCACAUCCUGCUGUAUCAAUGCAGCAGCAACUUUAACGACAGUGUCCUGGACUUUGGCCACGAGUGCUACCACCCAAAUAUGCCCGACGCCUUCCUCACCUGUGAAACUGUGAUUUUCGCCUGGGGCAUUGGUGGAGAGGGCUUUACCUAUCCACCUCAUGUUGGAUUAUCCCUCGGCAUGCCACCAGAUCCUCGUUAUGUGCUUUUAGAAGUCCAUUAUGAUAAUCCAGCACGAAAGAAAGGCUUAAUAGACAGUUCUGGAUUGAGGUUCUUCCAUACGACGGAUACAAGGAGAUACGAUGCAGGAGUGAUUGAGGCUGGCCUCUGGGUGAGCCUCUUCCACACAAUCCCUCCAGGGAUGCCCGAGUUCCGUUCUGAGGGUCACUGCACUCGGGAGUGCCUAGAGGAGGCCCUGGGAACUGAGAAACCAAGUGGAAUCCACGUGUUCGCGGUUCUCCUCCAUGCUCACCUGUCAGGCAAAGGCAUCAGGCUGCGUCAUUUCCGCAAGGGAGAGGAAAUGCAGUUGCUGGCUUACGAUGACGAUUAUGACUUCAAUUUCCAGGAGUUUCAGUAUCUGAGGGAAGAACAGACGAUCUUACCGGGUGAUAACCUGAUCACUGAAUGCCGCUAUAACACCAAGGACCGAGCUGCAAUGACUUGGGGUGGACUGAGCACCAGGAAUGAAAUGUGCCUCUCGUACCUUCUUUAUUAUCCAAGAAUUAACCUGACCCGGUGCACCAGCAUCCCAGACAUCAUGGAUCAGCUACAGUUCAUUGGCGUGAAGGAGAUCUACAGACCAGUCACGACAUGGCCUUUCAUUAUCAAAAGCCCUAAGCAGUACAGAAACCUUUCUUUCAUGGACGCAAUGAACAAGUUUAAAUGGACCAAAAAAGAAGGGGUGUCCUUCAACAAGCUCGUCCUUAGCCUGCCGGUGAACAUGAGGUGUUCCAAGGCGGACAACGCAGAGUGGUCGAUUCAAGGGAUGACGGCGUUACCUCCUGACAUCAAAAAGCCUUAUAAAGCAGAACCUCUGGUGUGCGGGACAUCAGCUUCCUCACGUCUGCAUGGCGUUUUCCCUCUCCCCUUGCUGGGAUGCUCUCUGCUACUCGGAAGUAUGCUGAGCGCCCAGGGCUUGUGACUGCCGUAGAUGGUCAUGAUGGAGUCUGGAGUACGAGACUGUCCUUUCAAGUCAGGUUAAAGACUGUGUUCACGUUAGGCCUGAAGCGAUGGAUGGGUGCGAAGAACCUGGAAACUUUCAUUUCGCGCACACGCUCCCUCCAUUUUCCUUCCAAGGCUACCUGAGUGAUGUCCCUGUGGUGGUCCUCUGGGUUUCCUCAUAAAAGUCGAUGUUCUGUGCGUUCCUUUCUGGUGUAACUUCCCAGUGUGAGCACAGCCCUCUCUCCGUCUUGUCGCAGUCCCUGUGUUUUCUACGACUUUACUCAUGGUCCUCUGACCUCGGUGUUUAUCUCUGCAUCUUUCGUUUCCUCACUCAGAGUCUAUCGAUGCCCAAGCCCACAUCAAAGUAUUUCCCAGUCUCUGCAGCACUGCUCGGUGGGAAUUUUUUUCUUAAGCUCAGCAACUCUCUUGAAAGUCAGAGAUCCUGAUAGGUGUAGAGGUGACGGUGGCUGACUGCUGACUGAGAAAAAGUACGGAGAGCUGCAAACCCUUGCUGUGAAGGGUUCUAGAUGGGAUAAGAUUCCACAGAAGAAUAGACAGCCAUGGGGUCUGUAAGGUUCCUCACCACUCAGUGUUACCCUCUGGGUCGACCUGAGUCACAUUUCCUAUGAUAGAUUUAUUUUUAUAUUAGUUAAUAAGCUGAACUCUGAUAUAAAUUUUCCACCAACUGAGGAUCUUAUCCUUUUGGUUCUCUUUGUAUUAGCUGCUUAAAUCUUGUUUUAUAUCCUAUCUUCAGCCAUUAAGCUGAAUGUUUCGAUCUUAGUAAUAAGCUUAAUGGAAUUAAAGGUUUUGUAUAAUAUCUCAUGUGAUUCAUGAAAGAAUCGUGUACUGACGUCAUCAAAAUCAUCUGAAAAACUGUAUCUUUUCCACUUCGAGCCCUUCUUGUCUUACAAACAUAAACUAUAUUGUCAUUUAAAUAAAUAUUAUGCUUUAAAGCCUUUA